GAAGGGGAGGAUGAGGAGGGAAGAGAUUCUGAGAAAGGGGCCCUGAGCAAUCCCGAGGAGAAUUCGGAGCUUUCCCAGCCGAGGCCGAAGCUCCCGAGGAAAUCCCAGGAGCGGCAGAAGAGGCGGCACCGGGACCGCAUGGUCGAGAGGAUCCAGUUCGUUUGCUCUCUCUGCAAGUUCCGGACGUUCUUUGAGGACGAGAUCCGGCAGCACCUGGAGAGCAAAUUCCACCAGGAGCAUUUCCGGUUCGUGGGGGCGCGGCUGCCGGCCCGGACAGCCCAGUUCCUGCAGGAGUACGUGGCCAACAAGACGCGGAAGACGGAGGAGCGGCGCCGCGGGAUCCGGGACAUCAACGCCGUCAUCCAGCAGAUCCACAGGGAGCAGGACCUCACCCAGGAUCUGGGCCUGGAGCACUUUGUGCGCAGGGUGGAGGCCGCUCACUGCUCUGCCUGCGACCUCCUGCUGCCCAUGCACUGGGGAUCCAUCCAGAGACACCUGAGAGCGCCCGAGCACGGCCACAACCGCAGGGCCAUGCUGGAGCAAUCCAAGCGAGCGUCGCUGGCGGUGGCGCGGAGCAUCCUCAACAACAAACUGAUCAGCAGCAAACUGCAGAGCUUCCUGCAGGGGGAAAAUCCAUUCACGGACGAUGCUGAGGAAAAGGAGGAGCAGGAGGAAGGAGCAGGAGAGGAAAAUCCAACAGAGAAUCCCCAAAAUCCUGAGGAAAAUCCCCAAAAUCCUGAAAAUCCCACAGAAAAACAUCAAAAUCCUGAAAAUUCAACGAAAAAUCCCCAAAAUCCUGAAGAAAAUCCUGAAAAGUCGACGAAAAACCCCCAAAAUCCUGAGGAAAAUCCGGAAAACUCCACAGAAAAUCCCCAAAAUCCUGAGGAAAAUUCCACGGAAAAUCCGGAGGAAAAUCUGGAAAAUUCCACGGAAAAUCCCCAAAAUUUUGAGGAUUCUGAGGAAAAUCUGGAAGAAUUGGAAGAAAAUCUGGAAAAUUCUGAGAAAAAUCCAGAAAAUUCUGAGGAAAAUUCCAAGGAAAACGAAAAUUCCGAGGAAAUUUCAGCAGCCAAAAAGCAGCAAAAGGGACCAGGGACAAACCCAGAGGGGGAAAAUUCCCAAAAUUCCCAAAUUUCCCAAAUUUCCCAAAAUUCUGAGGAGGUCCCGGAAAGUUCUGGAAGGUUCCAGGAGUGAAUCCUGCAGGGAAAAGGACCCGGAACGGCCCCAAAUCCUGGAAAUUCUGGGGAUUCCUGGAAAAAAAUGGGAAUUUUCUUGGGUUUUUGGGAAUUUCUUGGGAUAAAAUGGGAAUUUCCUUGGGUUUUUUGGGAA
Molecule: messenger RNA, 1326 nt
Organism: Zonotrichia leucophrys gambelii
Lineage: Eukaryota; Metazoa; Chordata; Aves; Passeriformes; Passerellidae
Product: A-kinase anchor protein 8-like
Exons: 7
Cellular component (GO): nucleus; nuclear matrix
Molecular function (GO): protein kinase A regulatory subunit binding; DNA binding
Source: RefSeq, a predicted model, not a curated record